Molecule: messenger RNA, 872 nt
Organism: Hypoxylon trugodes
Lineage: Eukaryota; Fungi; Ascomycota; Sordariomycetes; Xylariales; Hypoxylaceae
Product: RNA-binding domain-containing protein
Exons: 3
Coding region: 195-653 (152 amino acids)
Biological process (GO): RNA splicing
Cellular component (GO): nucleus; cytoplasm; exon-exon junction complex
Molecular function (GO): mRNA binding
Source: RefSeq, a predicted model, not a curated record
AUUAUUGCUUGUUAUGUGGGUCCACAAGGUUUACAGGAAGGUUCACAACGCAAUUCAACAUCGCAAACUUUCAAUUUUAAUCAAUCAAUCCCAACUUAAACAAUAAACCCAACAAUUCUACGAUACCUCACCCGAUCAUACAGUACUCAUCAUAAAUACUACUCGAAAAAUUAAUCCCUUUCGACUUAAUCAUCAUGGCAGACAUCGAUAUGGAAAUCGACGAGCCCGGCUCUCCCCAAGCUACCCAGGCAAAGGUUAGCGACAUGCAGACGCAUACCAAAGCCACAGCUGUCCGAUCGAUCGAGGGUUGGAUUAUUAUGGUUACCAACGUACACGAGGAGGCCGACGAGGAAACCAUACACGACAAAUUUGCCGACUUUGGCGAGAUUAAGAACCUGCACCUGAAUCUAGACCGCCGAUCUGGUUACGUCAAGGGCUACGCAUUAAUCGAGUAUGCCACCCUAGACGAGGCUCGAGCCGCUAUCGAUGGAGCACACCAAUCCAAGCUUUUAGAGCAAACCAUCUACGUCGACUUCGCUUUUGUGAGACCGCCUCCGGGAAAGGGUAAUAGGGGUCCUAGGCAGUCGCAUCGUGGUCGAGGUCGGAGUCGAAGUCGCAGCCCGGAGGCACAUAAGGAUGAAAAUAUAGAGUAACUGAAGGGGGAGUGAGGACUCGAGGAGCCUUGCUUGAACAAUAAGUGGAACUUCAUCGUAUCUAGGGCAGAUGGCUGCGUACUGGUUUCAGCCGAUAUGUCGCCAGAAUAAAAAGACAAAUCGGCGCAUGAAAUCUUCCUCAAUAGUCAUGUGGUAUGAUAUCGUGAAUAUAUUCGAUAUGUGUAGCUAUAAGCUACUGCGAAUAUGGCUUGGGGCGAU